Candidozyma pseudohaemuli is the source of this 417-nucleotide messenger RNA. Its product is annotated as U2-type spliceosomal complex subunit. The record is from RefSeq and is a predicted model, not a curated record. Gene Ontology annotation, cellular component: U2-type spliceosomal complex. Gene Ontology annotation, biological process: mRNA splicing, via spliceosome. NCBI's taxonomy places the organism in Eukaryota, Fungi, Ascomycota, Pichiomycetes, Serinales, Metschnikowiaceae. The transcript is spliced from 2 exons. The coding region runs from base 1 to 417 and encodes 138 amino acids.
AUGCCAGGCGAUUUGAAUUUGAAGAAGUCCUGGAACCCAGCCCUUGUUAAGAACCAGAAGAAAGUAUGGGAGAAGGAGCAGGAGGCCUUGAAAGAGCUCAAGGCGAUAAAAGAACGGUCCAAGGAAAUUGAGCAGGAGAGAGAGAAGGAGGAGAUGAUAAGACUACAAUACGGUGAUGACCCCAAUGCAAUGCCCCACGACAAGAAGAUUGAACUAAAUAAACUUGCUUGGAUGUAUGAGCAUGGGCCAGAGAAGGACAAAGACAAGUUGAACGAAUCCGGCUUCCGUGAGGUUGAAGAGGACUUCCUUCUGAAGCUGACGGAUGUGGACCAGUUGAUCAAAGGAAGUGCUGCUGUGAAGAAAAAGAAAGAUCAUGCAACGACAGAGGAAGCGAACAUCAGAAACCAGGAGCAAUGA